This is a messenger RNA of Cicer arietinum (chickpea), 670 nucleotides long. RefSeq names its product cationic amino acid transporter 1-like. Gene Ontology annotation, biological process: amino acid transport; transmembrane transport. NCBI's taxonomy places the organism in Eukaryota, Viridiplantae, Streptophyta, Magnoliopsida, Fabales, Fabaceae. Gene Ontology annotation, molecular function: L-glutamate transmembrane transporter activity; L-lysine transmembrane transporter activity. Gene Ontology annotation, cellular component: plasma membrane. The record is from RefSeq and is a predicted model, not a curated record.
UGUGUUGAAACGAUCCAAUGAUCAUUCGGAGUUAUUUGAAGUUAAGGCUCGGAGUGGUAAUGAGAUGAAGAAGACGUUGAAUUGGUGGGACUUUGUGGCAUUUAUAGCAGCAGGAAAUAUCCUUCUUGAGUAUGUUAUAGGAAAUACAGCGGUAGCUCGAUCAUGGACAUCUUAUUUUGCCACACUCUGCAACAGAGCUCCAGAAGACUUUCGUAUAAUAGUCCAUAGCAUGAACCCUGACUAUGGCCAUCUUGACCCCAUUGCUGUUGGUGCCCUCAUUGCCAUCACUGCCCUUGCUGUCUACAGCACCAAAGGCUCUUCUAUUUUCAACUACGUUGCUACUAUCUUUUACAUGUUUGUCAUUGUCUUCAUUAUUAUUGCUGGUCUCAUCAAAGCCAAACCCGAAAACUACUCUCCAUUUACUCCUUUUGGUGUUCACGGUAUGAUUGAUGCUUCUGCUGUUCUUUUCUUUGCUUAUGUUGGCUUUGAUGCUGUUUCAACUAUGGCUGAGGAAACCAAGAAUCCUGGCAGAGACAUUCCUAUUGGUCUUGUUGGAUCUAUGUUGAUUACCACCAUAUUAUAUUGCUUACUAGCUACAACACUUUGUCUCAUGCAAAAUUAUAAAGAUAUAGAUGUUAAUCGUCUAUUUGACGACACUGGUGGUCCUUGA